AUGCUGCUUGACGUAUUUUUUGGAGCUCCACUUCUUGAGUGAGUUUUUUCACAGCUAGAUUUUUUCUGGGUGAAACUUUGCCACAUCGUAUCUCACAGCGAGUUAAAGAGCUCCAAAUUGUGAUAGCUUUUGAAUAAACAGAAUUCUAACCAGUGAUUUUUCAAAGAUCAACAGAAAUAUUAAAUUUUCCAGCCCUUAUCUUUACAAUUGCACUGGAACUCCAAUCCACGUCAUAAACAACUAUGCUCAUGGCUUUACAUAUUUAGCACUAGGGUUGAUUACCCAGACUCUCUACAUUCUCGUACUAAAAACAAUUUGGGAAAAUAAAGUGAUUUGGGAUCAUGGAUGUUAUCGAAUAAUGUUUUUCUUGGGAAUUCCGGAUUUUUUGAGUUUAAUAGUUUGCGCGGAUUACGCGGGAUAUUGGAGUAUUUUUGGAUUGCAUCCUUGCUAUGAUAUGAGAUUGUCAUAUUUGUUGGGUUGUUUUGUGUUUGGCACGUGGCAUAUGAGUUGCUUUUAUGUGCUGAUUUUGGCAUUUAAUCGGACUUGUGAAUUGGUGGCGCCAAGUGUUGGGUUAGUAGAGUUUGAAAAAUUAACAAUUAUCACAAUUCUUUACAAUCACAAUCACAAUUUUCUGACAAGUCAUAAGAACAUGUGUUGUCCUGAUUUUUUAAUCAACAAAAAAUGAAAUUCUUUCUAAUUUACAGCCGUGUUUUGUUCAAUGGAAAAGCCCUUUACCUAAUCAUGUCAAUGCCACUUUUCUACUUCAUAUAUUUCACAUUUUUCACCAAACCAUUGAUUUACGAUCCAACAAUCUCAACAUUUUUAUUGAAUCCAAACACCUUGGCAACAAUCAAUUUUUCUCCGAAUCUUUAUGCGGUCUACGGAUUUAUUUUCAACAAUUUCUUUGUGAUGUUUUUCAUUGGUUGCAAUUAUUUAACAGUUUGCUCAUUUCUAAUUUAUCACUCAUUUUCCACAAGAGUUCAGAAAGUCUCAAAGAUUUAUCGACAAAUAACAUUGCAAUGUAUGAUUGUUUGUACUUGUCAUUUUAUCGGUUGUUUUUUAUACAUUUAUAUGCAAUAUUAUUCACUUCCUCAGAUUUUUCAUACAAUUGCGCAAUUAGCGUGGAUAGGAAAUCAUGGUAGAAUAUAAUAUAGUUGAAUUGAAAAAGUACACAUGUUUUCAGGGCUUCCACCUUGUGUCUACCUCAUUUUCAAUCAUACAAUUCGAUCGAAUGUGACUAUUUUUAGACGAAAGUGCUUUGUGAGAAAUAGAGUGGAUUCGAGUGGAUUGAAAGUUGAUAGUACAAUUAAACGAAGUACUGUAAUGCCUGUUGUUUGAUAUUUUUUUUUAAUCGAAUAAAGGUUUUUGGGGGUAUCUUUUCAGAGAUUUCAGAGACACUGGAAACUCUGAAGUUAAUAUUUUACUGUAGAAAUUAAAUUAUAAACCAGAAAAGAGAAUCAGUAGAAAGUUAGUAUCCUAAUUAUUCUUCCAAAAGAUCCAAAAGCCCAAAUAUUUCGCAUCUCCUUAAAAAACUCGUCAUUUCGAACAAAUUGGAACAUGUGGCGAUGAAAUCGGACUCGAUUAUUAUCUCCAAAAACUUUUUCCGAAAACCCUCCAAUUUUUUUUUGAAAAAAAAAUCUGAAAAAAACUGACAGCUCAAAAAGAUCCUCCACAUCAGAUAAAAUUUAAAAAAGUUCAGAAAAGUUCAGGUUCAAAAUUAUUCCAAGCGUUAAGAAAAACAGAGAUCACCAAAACACUCUUCAUUAAAAGAACAAUCCCUUGUCUCCUUUUCUUCUGACAGAAAAAGUUUCAAAGUUCCAAUUUAGAAAAAAAGAAACAAGAUUUAUCCGAAAAGAGAAAAUGGCAUAGUACAAAAUCGGAGGGCCCUCUAGCAGAUCCAGUUUUCUCGCAGAUUCUAAUCACUUUUUCUAUAUAAAUAUUCCUCCUGAAUCGCUCAUUUCUCCAUGAAAAGAAAAGAUAGUGAAAAACGAAUACGAAUUUGGGUCAGAUCAUUAUCAUUUCACUUUUUUUUGGAUUUCACUUUUUCACUUUUCUCUUGAAAAUCCGUCUUAUUAAGAUUUUUAUUGUUCUUUAUCAUAGCGCACUAAUUAGGCAUAUGGUCCAAUAAAGCCCUUUUCGCCUCAUACCCCAAACGACUUUUCAAAGUCCUAUUUUCUUAACAGUUAAAAACUGUUCAUGUCCCUUUUCACAAAGCAGACUUGUUACAGAGCCGUGAAAAAGACUUUAUCAAUAAUUUUUAAUCAUUACCAUUUAAAAUUUUACAGACAUGAAGAUUGUGUGCAUUGGAGCUGCUCCAACUGCUCUUGGAGCCGCCUAUCGUUUGAACGAGUUGAAAAAUGAGGGAAACGAGGCAGCCAAGGAUGUCGAGCUUGUUUGUCUUGAACAAGUAAGUAACUUUAGCUUUAAUUAUUAUCACAAACCUAAACUUUCCAGGAAUCCUACGCUGGAGGUUUGUCUUGCACCGUUAAAGACGAUAAGGGUUUCCUCUGGGAUAUGGGAGGUCACAUCACUUUCAACCAUAAUUUCCCAUAUUAUGAAAAAGCUACCCAAUGGGCUGUUGAUGAUUGGAACAAGUUGGCUAGAAAUUGUAUGGUUGAUAUGAAUUAUUUGUAUGAUAAGGAUGGUAUUCAUCUUGUCCCAUAUCCAGCUCAAUUUGCUGUUCCACUUUUCCCAGAUGCGGUUAAGAAUAGUUGUUUGGCCGACUUGAAGGAACGUUAUGAAAAUGUAAGUGUUCAAAUAUAAAAGAGGGCCUAGUUACCUGUUCACCCGUUUCCUGACCAAUUUCCCGAACGGGCAAGUGACUCUCCUUUCACAGUAUUUUCACUCUCCCCUUCUCCCGUCAUUUCUACAGUUCUUAUUCUCAUUAUUUAGCCUCAAACCGACUCUAACCCUGACAACUUCGAGGACUGGGUUUUGCAACACUUCGGACCAACCAUCCUCAAAUCAUUCUUCAAGCCAUACACCAAAAAAGUCUGGACCGUCGAGCCAUUGAAAAUGUCGCCAAACUGGGUUGGCACCCGAGUUGCUAAACUCCCACAAGAAAAACUUGAGGAGCUUUGCGCUAUGGAUCAAGACGAAUUGGCAAAUGCUGACUUCGGUUGGGGACCAAACUCUUAUUUCACAUUCCCAAAAUACGGAGGAACUGGAAACGUGUGGACAUCGAUGACAAAGAAGUUGCCACAAGAAUGGUUUGAGUUUGAGAAAAAAGUCACCGCUGUCAAUCAUGUUGAGAAAACUGUUGAAGUUUUGAAGAAGGGAGAAACUGAAGCAGCUAAGGUUUCAUAUGAUGUUCUUCUUAACACAGCUCCAAUCGAUCAAUUGGUAAACAACACAGGAAUCACCGCACCAUUGGAUAUUGUUCACAACAAAGUUUUUGUUGUCGGAGUUGGUUUGCGCAAACCAAUGACCUCAUUCUUGGAGAAAUUCACCUGGUUGUAUUUCCCUGAUAAGAAUGUACCAUUCUUCCGCGUCACAAUUCUCAGCAGAUAUGGUGAAGUUACACCAGAUAGUGAUAAAUAUUGGUCAGUUAUGUGUGAAUGUGCUAGACCUAUUGAUGAUCCAAUCACUGAGGAAGAGAUGGUUAAGAAGACUUUGGAUGGUCUUGUUUUGAAAUCAAUGAUCACUCGGGAAGCUAUUGAAUCAGUCUACUCGAUCACUUUACCGUAUGGUUACCCAAUCCCAACACCAAAUCGUGAUCGGGAACUUGCUCGAGCACACACUGAACUCGAAAAGGCUUCAAUUUAUUCACGAGGAAGAUUCGGUGGAUGGAAAUACGAGUCAUCGAACCAAGAUCAUUGUUUCAUUCAAGGAAAAGAAUUCAUCGAUCGGGUUGUUCUUGGAGAACCAGAGAAAUUGUACAAAACUGGAGUUGCUGCAAUUCCAAGAGGUUAA
Molecule: messenger RNA, 3912 nt
Organism: Caenorhabditis angaria
Lineage: Eukaryota; Metazoa; Nematoda; Chromadorea; Rhabditida; Rhabditidae
Source: the annotation of a GenBank genome assembly